This is a messenger RNA of Penicillium argentinense, 1467 nucleotides long. RefSeq names its product splicing factor ESS-2 family protein. Lineage: Eukaryota; Fungi; Ascomycota; Eurotiomycetes; Eurotiales; Aspergillaceae. The record is from RefSeq and is a predicted model, not a curated record. The transcript has a single exon. The coding region runs from base 1 to 1467 and encodes 488 amino acids. Gene Ontology annotation, cellular component: catalytic step 2 spliceosome.
AUGGAUCCAGAAACAUCGCGCUCGCUCGCCAAGCGGCCUGACGGCCAGCUCAUGCCUCCACCUCCGCCUCCGAAGCGCAUUAAACGUCCCACAACAGCAUUGGAUGAAGAUGUCUACACCGAAUCCAUGUCGCAUAUCAUUUCGCGUGACUUUUUUCCUGGUCUGCGUGAGACUCAGGCGAAGCAGGAGUACCUCGAUGCCGUGGAGUCCAAAGACAAAGAGUGGAUUAUUAGCGCAAAGCGGAAGCUCGCAGAUGUUAUGCAAAGUCCAAUACCCGGUUCGAAUGCCAGACGAAGAUCCAGCCCCGCAUCAGUCGCAAGCACGCCACAGCAUGUUCUGCCAGGCCAGCCAGAUGAGACCCCUCGUGGAUGGGGAGGCGAUACUCCCAUAUCGGUCGCAUCGGCAACAACUGGCGCCACCGGAGAAAAGGACCGCAUUGUGCCUGAUCUGUCAAACAUGAGUCUGAUGGCAUUUCAAGCCAGGUACACUAGUGAUGAUAAUGAGUCCUUCAACAAGGUCCUUGACAAGCAAAAUUCCGCGCGUCGAGAGAAGCAUGCUUGGAUUUGGAACAACAAUAAGAUCCCGUCAGCACGACAGAUUGCGCAUCACCAGCAGGAGACGAAGCGUAUUACUGCUCAGGGCGGGAAUCCAAACAAGGAUCUUGUUCUGCGAAAUCCAUCGACCGAGCCAGCCAUAAAGACCGACCUCGCAGCACGUCCAGCUAGGCCCGAUUCUUGGAAUGCCCGUCCUGAAAAUUCGCUCAUGUUCCACCCUUCUUCCGUCGAAGAUACGCACGAAACAAGACAACAAAAGGCUGAAAAUGCCUCCAGGGCUGGACCGAAGCGUGUCUUGCAUCAGAACACCAGAAUUGUCGAUGCUGACGCGGCUGCGGCCGCAGACGCCACUCGGAAUACACCGUCCUCGCCAUCCAUGUCCGCAAUCCAAGAUGCCAUUGCAGGCAGGCCACAACUAAGCGAGUCGGAUGCAGGGUCUGCGAUUGCGGGAGGGGAAACCCCACGCGUAAACGGGUACGCCUUUGUCGAUGAGGACGAGCCAGAAUCAAUUGCUGGCCCAAUCGACUCCUCCUCUGAACUAGACUGGCGUCUUCUCGGCCCGACGGAUUCGACCCCCAACCCCUUUCAGAUCGCCGAAACACGGAAGCGAGAGGCCUUACAUCAUCGCAUGGUCGACCGUGUUGCUCGCAACAAACGUGCUGAAAAAGCGGCUCGCACAACCAAGACUCCUGUGACGCCCACGCCCCGUUUUGCCAGCAGUCCCCGAUUAGAUUUCGGAUUGCGUGGAUCGACCCCGAGCGCCAGAUCGGGUUCUCCUCAUGGAAAACUGCUCACCCCAGCGGCACAGAGGUUGCUGCACUCGGUUGGUGGCAGUACACCGCGAACUUCCUCGGCUUCCAAGACGAGCUCCGGGCUGGGGAACGUCUGGACGCCGACGCCUGGACGCAAAUGA